AUGGAUGACGUGCCAGCAGAUCUUGGCCCCGUUGUCGCAGUAUCCACGGGCACGUAUCAUACCUGUGCGAUACGAGCAGAUGGUCAGCUGAUUUGCUUCGGGCUGGAAGACUAUGGUCGGUGCGAGGUACCAGAAGAUUUGGGACCAGUUCAGGCAGUUUCGGCCAAUCUGUAUCAUACCUGCGCUGUGAGGACAGAUGGUCAACUCGUUUGUUUUGGUGGCCACUUGCCAGGCCACAGUGAUGUGCCAGCAGAUAUGGGGCCUGUUCUGGCAGUCUCCGCGGGAAGGCAUCACACCUGUGCAGUGAAGACAGAUGGUCAGCUGGUCUGCUUUGGAUCAGGCUCUCAAGGAAAUCUCAACGUGCCAGCAAACCUUGGACCAGUCAUGGCUGUGUCCGUAGGAACGCGUCAUGCCUGUGCAGUGAUGACGGAUGGCAAGCUGGUCUGCUUUGGCUUAGAUGACGACGGCAAAUGCGACGUGCCAGAAGACUUAGGACCAGUUCUGACCGUGUCUGCAGGCGCCUAUCACACAUGUGCUGUCAAAACAAGUUUUCAGCUGAUUUGUUUUGGCCGCAAUGAUGCUGGGCAAUGCGAUGUGCCCUCUGAUGUGGGACCGGUCGUGGCUGUCUCUGCUGGAGUUCAUCACACUUGCGCAGUUCGCAUGGAUGGUCGGCUGGUUUGCUUUGGCUCUGAAGAGUAUGGUCGCUGUGACGUGCCUGGCGAUGUCCAACCAGCCACAUCAGCGUAG
Symbiodinium pilosum is the source of this 747-nucleotide messenger RNA. NCBI's taxonomy places the organism in Eukaryota, Dinophyceae, Suessiales, Symbiodiniaceae. The record is from the annotation of a GenBank genome assembly.